GUAUUAUGUAAAAAAGAAAAUUAAAGUAUCUAAAUUAAAAUUACAUAAGUGGCCCCUGGAAAAGCUGCGUAAACCCUAACUAACGAUUACGGUAAAAGUUGGUGUUCCCAUUUCCUGCUUUGCUCCAUGAGAUGUCGCCACUAUGACCGAUCUCGCUCAAUGAACUCUUAUUGAUAGAAAUGGUUUCCUAUGUUGAGCAUAGUAUGUCCCCGGAUUGAGUUUACGCCAAAACUGCAAAGGAAAAACAUUUUUUACUUUACCUGAAACGAGCAAAUCUGUAAAACUUCAUCUUGUUCAUUAGAAUUUUUAGGGCGUCCUAAACCCACCUUGCGCUUCACAGUGCGCUCAUUUACCCACUUUUUUAAAUCUUUACGACGGUACUUUUUCCCACUCUAAAUUCAGCCGCUAAAUCCAUAAUUUUCCUACCAUUUUCCAGGUGAGCGAUGAUCCUGGUUUUUUCAAUGCGGCAUUGUUGCAAGUUGGUACAAAUUUAAUGACAAUAGAAAUAGAUAUUGUUAAGUUGACAAUUGACAAUUAGAACCGAACUUACAUUUGAAAAAAUUUCAUUUUUGGAAGCUGUACGAUCUUGAAUUCUAGUUUUAUUUAGUUUAACUUAGCAACGUUAUGCAACCAGUAAUACAAAUUGUAACAAUUUUUCUCAAAUUGAAACUUAAAUUAAAUUUAACUUAGACAAAAAGUCUAAUAAUUUUAUAGUCCUUAUCAUUCAUUAAUUAGUUUUUUUUUUAAUUUAUGCAAUAUAAGCUUGGUUUAUUUUUUUUUGUUCACACUGUACUUUCAGAAGUGGAAUUUCCAAAUAUUCCAAUGAUGAUUCACUAAAUUCACUUAUCAGCUGCGUUAUCAGUGGCGUUGGUGUAUUCAGUUCUUCUUCUUCUUUCUCCGAGAAAAUUAGUCUUAACUGCGUGUGCUUAUCAGUUAUUAUUAGCGACAAAUAGAAAUACUUAUCCCCAAGUACAUUAAAUCAUAACACAAAAUCACAUAAAAUCAAAUGGCUAACCCCGCUGAAGACUUCUGUUUAAAAUUCUAUGGUCUGGAAGGCGUUACAAUCGCCGAAAGGCGCAAAAACUUUUACAAUUUAUUACACAAGAAUGCAUCGUUGAAGAACAACCCUCAAAUUUUGGACUCACUUUGCACAGCCUUGGAGCCCCAAACCUACCUGGAAAGUCUAUUCAAAGUGGAACUUUUGAUAUUUUUCCGACGAAGCCACGAAUUGCUUCAGUUACUCAAAGAAGGAAACGAUGUUUUUGUGAGCAAAAUUUGCAAACAAGUUUGGUUCUUCCAAGAAUCGUUCAAUAAUGUGCCACCUGAGGAAAUCGUCAAUGAGAUUUUGCCUUGCUUUUCGUUUUGUGUCCGUAUGAAGGUAUUGAGGAAGUUGAGUCGGUAUUCAACUAAGUUUGAUGAGGUAUUUGAGGCAGUUGCCUCACGAUAUGGCAUAUUUAUUGCGCAGCAGUUUAUUACCGGAUGCAGUCCUGCCAAAAUUCGGGAAAGUUUGCAGGUAAAACCUCUGCGGUUAACGUCAACUCAAUUGAGGAUUUUGUACGAGAAAGACCCCGAAUUGAUUGAUUUUUAUUUCACUGUGACCAAAGAUUCAGUAGGGCGAUCUUCAUACAAGAGUUUUUUUAAAUACAUUUUUUUAAAAGAUCGCGUUUUAUAUGAUUGUCUUAAAAAGAAAUUUAAUGAUGUUUGUGUCACACUUGGUCGUCGAGCUAGUAAAAAAUUCGCUGUUGUUAAAAAAGAUGAAAUAAUAAACACACCUUACAGAUUUGAAUAUCUAGACAUGAGGGCGGUUGUUAGAAAAUUGGGUAAAGAAUCUCUUAAGAUAUUUUAUAGUUGGCUACCCGAAUCACCUCCAGACAUACAUUCAGUUAGUUGGUUGUUUAAAAAUUUCCCUCAGCGUUACCAUUAUUCCCUUUUUGUUAAAUCAUUUCAGACGCACUAUAACAUACAAUAUGUUCAUCACCCGAAACUGAUUAAUGAAGCUCUCUUAAAAUUAAUACCAGACAAUUUAGAACGAGCAAUUCUGGCAAAAGUUAAAGUCGAUCAAGGCGAUGAUGAGUUUAUUAUAUAUCUGACAACCAACGAGUCAAUCCCGCUUUUAAAAGAAAAAAUUAAUUUUACUUCAGACAUUUACGAAAGGGGACAACUGAUAAAAUGUUUAAUUGAAACCUGCCGCAUUAAUAAUGACAUAAACGCACUACACACUGUUAUGAAAUAUUUCUGUUUUCGCCAUAAAAAUGACGAGUUUAGUGUCCACAUGGAGUUCAUCAAUAAUAUCGAAUACCUUAUAGGUUUUAAAGAAUUUACGGCCGAAAUGUGGGACACUCUUAACGAACUGUUGGCUUUCCAUUUGUUGAAAUAUAAUGACGACCCUUCCACUUAUCAAAAAAUACAAACUCAGCCUUUGAUGAGUCUUAAUUUAGGAACUUCCUCUCACCAAAAGUUGUCUUAUUUAGAAUUUUUAUUUAAGAAGGGCGAACCGAUUGAUAACCUGAUUUUGGAUUAUUACACGUCCGGUUCAGGUUUUCCAAGCUGGACUAAAUAUGACAAGGAUUUUAGCAAAUAUUUCUUAAAUUGCAUCAUUCAGAAUUUGUCUAAAGAAAAUCUAAAUGAAACUGAUGCUGUGGAUUUUAAUAGUAGAUUGAUUCAAGAAAUUAACUAUUGGAAUAAGGCUCACAAAGAUGAUCAGUUCUCAUUUUAUGAGUUUCCCAAACUAGCACAAACAUUUGAUUUUUUAAUUAAAAAUCCCCAUCUGUCCAGUUAUGAGUACUUAAAGAAGAAUUUAAAAAAGAAAAUUUUUACGUUUGAUAAUAAUCAGUACAAAGACGAAUAUUUGCAAAUUUAUUGGGAACAUUUCGAUGAUUACUACAAUUCUAACGAUCUCGAUUGGUUCUUAAAAUACGACCCUGAAACUUGUGCCAAAAAUUUUGACAAGGUUUUCAAAUCACUUGUCUCAAAAGACACCGAUUCGUUUAAAAAACUUAAAAUCUGGUACAAAAUCAAAAAAUACAACCAAAUGAAUGAAAAAUCUUUUGAGCUUUGUCUUUCCAAAAUAUACGAUGAUAGUUGCCUUGAAAACAAAUCAAAUCUUGUUGCAUGCCUUUCUGUUCUUAUGAACCCCGUUGAUUACGCAAUUUUUGCUGAUAAAUUCAAACCAGCUAAUAAAAAACUCGAUUUGAAAAAUGAGACUGAAGUAAAAUUAUACAAAUUGCAAUGUGCUAUAGCGCAGCAGUUUCGUAAUACGAAAACGUACAAAGUACUCGAUUCUCUACUGAAUUAUUGCGCUGGAGACUACUUUAAAUAUGCCUUGAGGUCACUCAAUAGUAUUAUGUACCGUACCCCCGAAAACUUGCUUCCUCACUACUUGAAUUAUUUAUCGACAAAGGCCGUCUCAGUGCGGAAACAUGCACUUUUCUUCACUUGUGAGUUGUGCACCUCAUCGACUAUCGAAUCUAUGAUUAAGAUAUUGAACACACAGGAGAAUGUUUUGUCGCUGCAGAAGCAAAUUUUCUCUAGUACCUUUCAGUAUUUUUUGAAAAAUCCUUCGGAUUCAGGUUUCGAGUUGGUUAAGUUGAAUAUGCUCUUCAUCAAGAAAACCGAUGAAGAAUCCUUGAAUACUAUGUUACAGUAUGUACGAAAAAUACCACUAAAGUACCAAGCCUCGUACAUACAGUACUGUUGGGAGUUUUUGGAAAAAACUGUUGAUAUUUGGAAGAAGUUGAAACCUAUGAAGGAAAGUUUAUUACUCUCUAUGAACGUAGACAUAAUAAGGCAAAUUUCUUUGGAGUUCGUCAUGAAAAUACUUCAAGAUCACUUUAUGUCCAAGGAAAAAAGCUUCUCCACUUAUAUCUAUGGGUUCGCCUCACUUUUCGUGUCGUUGCGAGACGAGAAAGACCAAAUUUUGCAACAAAUUUUUACUAAUGUUAACCAAUGCGAAAACCAGGAACAAGUGACUGCGUUUAUCGACCACUGGUACGACAGUAUUAUGGAUAAGUCAAGCUUCAACUUGAAGUCGUUUGAGCCUUUUGUCACUUUCUACGAAAGCAAGGUUACAAUGGUGGAAAAUUUCAAAGAUUUUAUAAGGGUAUUCUUUUUGAAAUUAAAAUUGGAGUCAUCGGAAAGUCUCAGCCCGGAUGAAAUGGUCACGAAAAUUAUUGAUUUCUUUCAAAAUAUUGUUACUGAUUGCGGACCUUUUGUUGUUCGCUUGUUUGCACCGGAACUGAAAUCCAAUUUGAAAUAUUUUGAAAGUUAUAAAGCGAAGCGGUUGGAUUAUUACGAGAAAAUGAUAAAAAAUCAUCCAGUUCCUGCAAUGGCAAUUUUACUGUUGGAAGUGCUUUCGGUGCCUAAAAGUUGGGAAAUUUCGGAAAAACGGACUUUAAAACGAAUUAUUGAAGAAAUUAGGAAGAUCGAAGAUGUUGGAGUUCAAAUUAAUUUGCAGCUUAAAUUUAAGAAUUACAAUAAGACGCAUUUCGACGAAAGUAAUUUAUAAUUUUUUUUCAUUUAUGAUUUUUUUUUUCUAAAUGUUUUGUCCAAAAUAUAUUAUAAUUUCUUA
Molecule: messenger RNA, 4567 nt
Organism: Tribolium madens (black flour beetle)
Lineage: Eukaryota; Metazoa; Arthropoda; Insecta; Coleoptera; Tenebrionidae
Exons: 2
Coding region: 1007-4504 (1165 amino acids)
Source: RefSeq, a predicted model, not a curated record